CAGCUAUCCGGCAUCAAUCUCGAUGACGGUCAGUGUGUCAGACAGAUUUUCCCUUGCAUCCGCUACGCAAAGGGAACGAUUGAUUACUUCCUGCAGCACAUUGUCUUCCCCAAAGAGGUGAGGGCAUUUCCUUAUAAGCUUUCAGCCUCGGGCUGGGACAUCGGCAAGGAGACAGCGAACCCAACCACAGGCUUCAGUGGAACAAACGACUCACGUGCUUUCCUCCCCCUGAGUGUCAAGCAACUUGAUCUUCCCGAUCAGAAGCACACGAACGCUCUAGUACUGGAGUAUCUUCUUCAGGACGAAAAAAUUCUGUGGCGUUGAUGCCAUUGAAAAAUCCAGCAUCAAAGUCAGAUGCAGAAACUCUCUUGGAGAUGGUAGUCAAGCUGGAUCCUCCGGCACGGGUCAUUCUCGACGUCGGGGCUCAGAUUUUGGAACUCGACAAUAUUGGGGUCGCAAAACGAUGGCUCGAGAUGACGGUGGAUAACGACAAAACGCAAGCCGUCAUUUUCUGCGAUGAGGAUGAUCACAUUUGUGUCGUUGACCGCAAAGGACGGAUCGAAGGUUUUCAGACCUCGCCUUUUGCCACUCAGACUGACGUCUGUCUUGUUUUUCUCGACGAAGCUCAUACUAGAGGCACGGAUCUGAAGCUACCGGAGAGUUAUCGAGCGGCGGUGACACUGGGAGCGAGUUUGACGAAGGAUAGAUUGGUUCAAGCUUGUAUGCGAAUGAGGAAGCUGGGAAAAGGUCAGUCAGUGGUAUUUUGCGUCCCAGACGAGAUCAAUCAGAAAAUGUCUUCUGCCUUUGAUCUCAGCAACAAUGUCUUGCAGGUGGAUCACAUCCUAGAGUGGUCCAUCAUGGAUACAUUCAAAGACUUACACCGUGGGAUAUGGCUGUGGGCGAACCAAGGCCGUCGCUAUCAAAAUCAGAAGUCUCUCUGGGAGGAAGCAAUGAUGGACGACGCAAAGACCCUGAGCAAGAGACACGCAGAGAACUUUCUGGAAGAAGAAGCGCAGACACUUGAAACACGGUACAAGCCUAUCUGCCAGCUUGUAUCAGAAGUUGCACAUGAAAGCGACAGAGACCAAGUCGAUGGUAUUACCAAAAGAUUACUCCAAUUUGGAGGACUCAAUCCGGAGUCCACCAGCUUUCGAGAAGAGCAAGAGAGAGAGCUGUCACCAGAAGUCGAGCAGGAAAGAGAAGUUCAGAGACCACCUGCAGCAAAGCCUGCACGACACGUCAUACACCCUGACGUCCGCGCUUUUGUCUCCCACGGAGUGAUCAGAAGAGAAUCAGAGGGAUUCAUGCCUGCCUUCAAGUCUUUCGCAGAGACUAGUGCUGCCAAAGAGUACGACGUCAGCCGGAUCCCACGGGGCCUCUUGGUCACCGCAGACUUUGCCCGGACAAUCGUCCCUUUACACAGAGGCUAUGUUUCAGAUCUCUUCCAGAGGUCAGUCCAAUGGAUUUUGACCAGUGUGUCAAAGACAGGGAGAAUUACGGUUGCUACGAUCAUCAGUCCCCACGAAGCCCAAGAGCUUUUGCCAGAGAUUGAGAGAUCUAGCGUGGUAUCUCUUCAUAUCUAUGCCGCGCGACCGAAUCUGGGCUUUCGACCUUUGGAUAGGUUAGAUCUUUACGUGAUUCCGCACCAACCGGUUGUCCGGACUCCAUGUCAUCGACUCGUCACCGAGCUCAACCUCUUCUCUGGUCAACUUUAUAUCAAGUCGAUGGAUGAUUAUCGAGACUUGCGGAAAUUCCUUACCUUGGACUCGGAGGACACACAUAUGGAUACCACAGGUGGUCUCGGGGUUGAUUCAAAUGAUAUCAUGGAUCGAGGAUCCCUCGUUCAGUUCUUCAAAAUGAUAUUGAUGAAAAUUCGAAGGAACUGUGAGUCGAUAGACAAAACGCACGUUGGACGAAUACUAGACCAGCGGGCCUUGGAUGCUUCGGACCUAGAAAAGGAGAAAUGAACGUACGCGAUAGAUCCCAACCCGGAUUGGAGAGAAGGAUGCAACACCGUACGCCGACUACUGGUGUCAGAGUAUUUAAUAGAUUUGAUGGUCUUUUUUCACUUAGAAUAUCUACUUACAGUCCGAAUUUACACAUCG
Messenger RNA from Colletotrichum acutatum, 2105 nucleotides. RefSeq lists its product as uncharacterized. Gene Ontology annotation, biological process: protein deubiquitination involved in ubiquitin-dependent protein catabolic process. The transcript is spliced from 2 exons. Lineage: Eukaryota; Fungi; Ascomycota; Sordariomycetes; Glomerellales; Glomerellaceae. The record is from RefSeq and is a predicted model, not a curated record. Gene Ontology annotation, cellular component: nucleus; cytoplasm. Gene Ontology annotation, molecular function: cysteine-type deubiquitinase activity; K63-linked polyubiquitin modification-dependent protein binding. The coding region runs from base 324 to 1967 and encodes 547 amino acids.